AUGCCCGCAAAGAAACUAAUUUCUGAUGAAAACCUGAAAUCAAUACUGAGGAAAUGGAGGCAGCAUGCUGCUGACAAGCGAUUACUUAGGGAGCAGAAGAUUGCUCUUGCUGUUGCAGCAUUGUGUUCUCUAUCACUUGGCCCACCAGUUCAUAAAAGUACAACGGUGUCUAAGCUAGCAGUUGAAGAACUAGAUAUUGGCCACGCCUUUAAAGAAAGACAAGCAAGAAAGCAAAGGUCCUGGUCACGGCUAAAUGUUUCGGAGUUGUCUGGUCCCAUUCUAAAUGAAAAUAACCCUGAUGCUAGAUGCCUCUGCUGGAUGUUGCUUGUACUUGUUCCACCGGGCCUAUCAAUUUGGACAGAGUGGAUCAGUUUUCCAAAUGCAUGUUGUUUGUCUGUUGUUAGGGCCAGCGAUCAGCAAGUUAUUGAUAAUGAUAUUGCUAACAGUACAAGCUGUAUAGUAUUUGUAGUGUCUGAAAGCAUUUCAUGGGAAAUGCAGAAGGAACGGUUUAACAGUCUUUUAGCCUACAUACCAGAUGAAUCCAAUCUUCCCUUCUGAUUUUCAGUGGCGAUACAUAUAACGAAGGAUAUGAGUAUGCGUCAAAGUACAUCAUCAACAGGCUUGGCCUCAAUGGUCUUAACAGAGGAAAGAUCGGUUCGUCUUUGGUUAUUUUUCUUAUUGAAAACUACAUAGAAGACCAUGCCAAUGGUUUCUUUGAUGAUAACAAACUGCGUGAGGGCCUGAAGUGGCUGGUAAGUAGUUUGCCAGUGCAGCCUGAUGUCACUCUUGUGAAGACCCAUGAAUUGCUUCUGGAAUACUUGAAUCCAUAACUUGAGCUGCUUAACACCCAUGUUGCACCUGGAGUUGGUCCUGGCGAUUGCAUUUCAGUAUUCAACAAUGCUGUCAAUCAACUUGCAGAAGAGAUUUUGGCUGCAACAAACGCAAACUGUAGCCAAUGGCCAGCUCCCGAGAUUGAUCUUCUGGAGAGAACAAGCAAUGAGAGGAUAUAUGCAGAAAUGUUCUUGCCUAGCAUUGGAUGGUCUUCGCCAUCAAGGAUCUAGCCACUGCUUGCAACCAUUAAUAGCUGCAAGAUUCCAGAGUUCAGUUACGAUCUAUCUUGGCUAAACCAUGGUUCUCACAUGGGCAAGCAGAUCCAGGAUCAGAAGAAGUUACUUGAGGAGUGCUUGCCGAGAUACUUGACCGAAUCAGCCCGGCUGUUAGAUGAAAGCCAGGUGGUCACCGAAGUGAAUGUUAUGGUGCAGAAUUGUGUUGGCCUUGAACUCCGGGAUUCAUCUUACUAUCUCGCUCCCAGAUGGGUGGCGAUCUUCCGUCGUAUUUACAACUGGAGGCUAGCAAAGCUCUCUACCGGAAAGUUCUCAGAAGCUUAUGUUCUGACUCAGCACCUGUAUUAGGCUCCUGCAGCAGCUGGCUC
Zea mays is the source of this 1432-nucleotide messenger RNA. Its product is annotated as SAC3 family protein B. The transcript is spliced from 4 exons. Bases 1 to 558 code for a protein of 185 amino acids. NCBI's taxonomy places the organism in Eukaryota, Viridiplantae, Streptophyta, Magnoliopsida, Poales, Poaceae. The record is from RefSeq and is a predicted model, not a curated record.